AUGGCGACAUCUCCGGCCAUCCGUCUUCUGGCCCUCCGGCCCGUUAUCUCUGGUUUAGGAAAGCUCCUGCUCUUCACCCUCACUCACCUGCCGCUCAGCGCCGCCGCUCCCACAGCUCCCUAUUACACCACCCGCUCCUCCAAAGUAGAAACUCUGUCAGCCGACGAUCCAAGCUUAUGGCUCUAUCUCGGUGUUGCUACCGCUCUCGUCUUGAGCGGCGGCGCCUUCGCCGGUUUGACCAUUGCCUUGAUGGGCCAAGAUGAGGUCUACCUCCAAGUCAUUCAAACCUCCGGUGAAGCCUACGAACGAAAAAAUGCCGCCAGCGUACUCAAACUGCUCAAACGUGGCAAACACUGGGUCUUAGUGACCCUAUUGCUCAGCAAUGUCAUCACGAACGAGACCCUCCCCAUCGUUCUCGACCGCUCUCUGGGCGGCGGUUGGCCCGCCGUUUUGGGCAGUACCGUGCUCAUUGUCAUUUUCGGCGAAAUUGUCCCCCAGUCGAUAUGCGUUCGAUAUGGCCUCCCCAUCGGGGCUUGGAUGGCACCCUGCGUUCUCGUCCUGAUGUACAUUAUGUCCCCCGUGGCAUGGCCCAUCGCCAAAUUACUUGACCGACUCUUGGGGGAGGAUCACGGAACCGUCUAUAAGAAGGCGGGUCUGAAGACGUUGGUCACGCUGCAUAAAACCCUCGGAGAUGCGGGGGAACAGCUCAAUUCCGACGAGGUGACCAUUAUCAGCGCCGUGCUGGACCUCAAGGACAAGGCGGUCGGCAGCAUCAUGACACCGAUGGAGGACGUCUUCACCAUGUCCGCCAAUACCAUCCUGGACGAGGAGACGAUGGAUUUGAUCCUAUCCCAGGGAUACUCGCGGAUCCCCAUCCACGCUCCCGAUAACUCCAUGAACUUUGUGGGUAUGCUCUUGGUCAAGAUGUUGAUCACUUACGACCCGGAAGAUUGCAAACGGGUCCGGGACUUCGCCCUCGCCACCCUCCCCGAGACCCGUCCCGAGACCAGCUGUUUGGAUAUCGUCAACUUUUUCCAGGAGGGCAAGUCCCACAUGGUUUUGGUUUCAGAAUAUCCCAGUGAGGAUCGUGGUGCCUUGGGCGUGGUCACAUUAGAAGACGUGAUUGAGGAGUUGAUUGGAGAGGAAAUCAUUGACGAAUCGGACGUUUUCGUGGAUGUGCACAAAGCCAUUCGGCGCAUGGCACCUGCGCCGAAGUCGCGCGUACCCAAGGGCAAGAUUGUGGAAGAACCGCCCGUGUUACACGAAAUGGUGGAAGGCACUCUGGUCGAUGUUGGGGGCGAGUCUCGGGCAACCAAGUCGAUGGAAGGACGCCGAAAUUCGGUCGAGGCGCCGUUACCGCGAUUCCAACUUCGGAAGCACUCGAAUUCAGCGGAUGGCUGGGUCACCCAGAGAGGAGCUACGGAUGAGAUCCGCGAACAGCUGAAGCAUCUGGGACCGUCCAACCUGGCCAGUCGGCCCCGUCACACACGCUACCAGAGUGUGAAGAUCAAGCGAGCCGGUGCGUCCCCGACACGCUCGGGGCAGACGGAUGUUGAGUCGGAACAGAGCGCCUCGGGUUCCCCCCAUCGGCGUGCCUCGUCUCUCGGCUUGCCGGGCGGCAUUGGCGCGGGAUUGCUCCAGUCCGGAGGCUUAGAUGCCCGGGAUGGUGCCCAUGCCGUUCGUCUCGGCUAUGACACCAUGUCCCAUACCCCGGCCAUGGAUAUCGGAAUGCUGACCAAGGACACUGCCGGAGUGUCCAUCCCGGAAGCGGUUUGCGAAGAGCAGGACGAAUAUGGCCGCUCGCCGUCGAGCGCUGCCGUCAGUACGUGGUCCUCCGACUCACGGUCUCAAGAGCGCCCAAAGACUGGUACCAGUUAUCAGCAUAAGGGGCCGGCUCGCAGCGGCAGCAUCACGGAGCAGAUUGUCGACGUUAAUGGGAUCCGAAAGGUGGUCUUACAUACGACCAGUACCAGCUCCUCCUCCGAUGACAAUGGACACCAGUUCCUGGUGCGCCAGGGCGGAGUGGUCCGUGAUAUGAAUGAUGAUAAAGAGACGGCCAACCCCAGUGGGUCGAAGAAACGACGCCGGCGACACAAGCGAGGGAAAUCCUCGAAGGGAUCUAAGGGAGAUCAAGAAGAAUCGGCACUUCUACUCCCGCAAUAA
Aspergillus tanneri is the source of this 2163-nucleotide messenger RNA. RefSeq names its product putative DUF21 and CBS domain protein (Mam3). Gene Ontology annotation, biological process: magnesium ion homeostasis. Lineage: Eukaryota; Fungi; Ascomycota; Eurotiomycetes; Eurotiales; Aspergillaceae. The coding region runs from base 1 to 2163 and encodes 720 amino acids. The record is from RefSeq and is a predicted model, not a curated record. The transcript is spliced from 4 exons. Gene Ontology annotation, cellular component: intracellular membrane-bounded organelle.